UCCAGUUGUAUUCUACGUGAACAGCACAAUGAAGUACGUUAUCAUAGUAUGUUCCUGCUUAAUAUCGAUGUCACAACAAAUCACGGAUCAAGACGCGAAUCCGGAGUUUUUUCAGAAAGUGGUGGAAAGUGCCGAUGAGUGUGUCAAACUCAACAAUCUCCAAAGCGACGACUUGGAAGAUAUAUUCAGCGACAGUUCAGAGAUCAGCGAUGAUAUAAAAUGCUAUGUAAAAUGUAUCCUGGAAAAAACUGGAAUCAUGAAUGCCGAUGGUGAAAUUGACGAUGUUGCUUUAAAGGUCUCGUUGCCGCUUACUUACGCCGAUAGCAAAAAAGACCAGAUCGUGGAGAAGUGUGCAAAGCAGACAACUGAUGAUCUUUGCGAAGCAGCUUUUAAUUUAGCAAAAUGCUGUGAAGACUUCCAAUAACCUUGUAAACUGGAUAUUCGCUCUUAUUAAAAAAAACCCAAUGUACUAAUUGUCAAAGAUUGAAUAAAUAAGCAAAUAAAAAGACAUGCACCUAG
Photinus pyralis (common eastern firefly) is the source of this 519-nucleotide messenger RNA. RefSeq names its product general odorant-binding protein 56h-like. NCBI's taxonomy places the organism in Eukaryota, Metazoa, Arthropoda, Insecta, Coleoptera, Lampyridae. The transcript is spliced from 2 exons. Gene Ontology annotation, biological process: sensory perception of smell. The coding region runs from base 29 to 424 and encodes 131 amino acids. The record is from RefSeq and is a predicted model, not a curated record. Gene Ontology annotation, molecular function: odorant binding.